Kazachstania africana CBS 2517 is the source of this 1029-nucleotide messenger RNA. RefSeq names its product SDR family oxidoreductase. The transcript has a single exon. Bases 1 to 1029 code for a protein of 342 amino acids. Gene Ontology annotation, molecular function: oxidoreductase activity, acting on the CH-OH group of donors, NAD or NADP as acceptor. The record is from RefSeq and is a predicted model, not a curated record. Lineage: Eukaryota; Fungi; Ascomycota; Saccharomycetes; Saccharomycetales; Saccharomycetaceae.
AUGUCUGUUUUCGUUUCAGGUGCCACUGGUUUCAUUGCCCAGCACAUUAUUGGCCAAUUACUAGAGCAAAAUUAUAAGGUCAUUGGUACUGCUAGAUCGCAGGCAAAAAUUGACAAGUUACUGAAGCAAUUUGGUAACAAGCCGGGCUUUACCAUGGAAAUUGUAAACGAUAUAUCUGAAUUAGAGGCUUUUGACGCUGUCUUUAAGAAGCAUGGUAAGGAUGUUAAAUAUGUUCUUCAUACAGCUUCUCCGUUCCAUUUCGAAUCCACCAAUAUCGAAAAGGACCUUCUACUUCCAGCUGUCAAUGGUACCAAGGGUAUUUUGGAGAGUAUCAAGAAAUAUGCUGCUGAUUCUGUUGAACGUGUUGUCAUUACUUCAUCUUAUGCAGCCAUUAUGGACUUUAAAGUUGAAAAUGAUGUUAAUACCGUCAGAACUGAAGCUGACUGGAAUCCAGAUACAUGGGAAUCUUGUCAAGCAAAUGCUCACACCGGUUACUGUGGUUCCAAAAAGUUUGCUGAAAAAACCGCAUGGGAAUUCUUAGAAGCCAACAAGAAUGAAGUCAAGUUCAAGUUAGCAACUGUUAAUCCCGUUUUUGUUUUCGGUCCACAAUACUUUGAUGAGGACGUCUCAACCAAACUAAACACUUCAUGCGAAUAUGUUAAUCAGCUUGUUCAUGCCAAGGCAGAUGACCCUAUCCUGCCAGUAUGUGGUGGGUUCAUUGAUGUACGUGAUGUUGCUAAGGCUCAUAUCUUGGCUAUGCAAAAGGAGGAGUUAAUUGGUCAAAGAUUACUAAUGACUGGAGGUAAAUUCAACUUCCAAGAUAUUGUCGACAUCUUAAAUGAGGAUUUCCCAGCCUUACAAGGUAACAUUCCAGUUGGUAAACCACACACUGGUGCUCAACACAAACAAAUUGGUGCCAAAGUAGACAACUCCAAAACUAAGAGUUUGUUAGGCUUCGAGUUUAGAACCUUAAAAGAGGUUAUUGAUGACACAGCCGCUCAAAUCUUGAAGCAUGAAGGUAAGUUAUGA